UCUGUUCCAUUCCACAGGGAGGGAGAGAGCGAGAGAGAAAAUGAGAGGAAUACUGUUUUGCCACACUCUUGUUGAUUUGUUUCAGUGAGAGAGGCGGUGUGCCGAGCAGCUAGUUAUUACAGUGAGAGAGGCGGUGUGCCGAGCAGCUAGUUGUUACAGUGAGAGAGGCGGUGUGCCGAGCAGCUAGUUGUUACAGUGAGAGAAGCGGUGUGCUCAGCAGCUAGUUGUUACAGUGAGAGAGGCGGUGUGCCGAGCAGCUAGUUGUUACAGUGAGAGAGGCGGUGUGCUGAGCAGCUAGUUGUUACAGUGAGAUAGGCGGUGUGCCGAGCAGCUAGUUGUUACAGUGAGAGAGGCGGUGUGCCGAGCAGCUAGUUGUUACAGUGAGAGAAGCGGUGUGCUGAGCAGCUAGUUGUUACAGUGAGAUAGGCGGUGUGCUGAGCAGCUAGUUGUUACAGUGAGAGAGGCGGUGUGCUGAGCAGCUAGUUGUUACAGUGAGAGAGGCGGUGUGCUGAGCAGCUAGUUGUUACAGUGAGAGAGGCGGUGUGCUGAGCAGCUAGUUGUUACAGUGAGAGAGGCGGUGUGCUGAGCAGCUAGUUGCUACAGUGAGAUAGGCGGUGUGCUGAGCAGCUAGUUGUUACAGUGAGAGAGGCGGUGUGCCGAGCAGCUAGUUGUUACAGUGAGCGAGAGAGAACACUAGAGGGAUCUCCUCCUGUUGUGUUCUGUUUAACACACCUGGCUGUGCCAGUCUUCUGGGUUCUGAUUACUCCUGGUCAGUGGGCCCAACUGAGCGGGGUCAGUGCCAGCUGGCCUGGAUGGCACGCCGGUGAUGCCACAGACUGUGGACUCUGCAAUAGCCGACGCGAUAAUCAACCUGUCAGUGUCCAGUAAAAGCACCAUGGAGAACGGGGACAUGGUCAAAGGCGUGCUGACCAAUGGCCGGGACUCUCAGAAGCAGACGGUCAUGUCCCUCACCAACGCACAGUCACAGGCUCUGCUGCAACAGUUGACCUUGUCUCCAGCGCAGCAGCAGCUGUUUCUCCAGCAGGCUCAGGCCCAGCUCCUUGCAGCAGCCGUUCAGCAGCACUCCGCCAGCCAGGCCCAGAACAGCAGCACCACGGGGGCCGCCAUCUCUGCCUCCGCAGCCACCCCCAUCACCACCCAACUACCACUGUCCCAGCCUAUACACAUCACUCCUCUCCAGCAGCAGGGCCUGCAGCAGUUUGUGUUGGUCCAGCCAGGUCAUUCCAUGGCCACCCAGCUACAGCCUCAGUUCUUCAUCUCCCAGACUCCACAGGGACAGCCCAGUAUGUUUCAGUAUCAUAAUCUUUUGCAAGCCCAAAAUCUUCUCACUCAACUACCUCAGAGCCAAGCCAACCUCCUACAGACUCCAACUAUCACAAUUGCCCCACAGCCGGCCGCUCCCACGCGGACCGUAACUGCCACCCCUGGCCAGCUCCUCAUCCACAGCCAGACCCCGCCCCCUAAGGGUCUGGGCACGCCCACUCUGGAGGAUGCCAAUGAUCUGGAGGAGCUGGAGAUUUUCUCCAAGGCCUUCAAACAGAGGAGGAUCAGACUGGGCUUUACACAGGGUGACGUGGGGCUGGCCAUGGGGAAGCUGUAUGGUAAUGACUUCAGCCAGACCACCAUCUCCCGCUUUGAAGCACUCAACCUGAGCUUCAAGAACAUGUGUAAGCUGAAACCGCUGCUGGAGAAGUGGCUCAACGACGCAGAGAAUGUGAGCUCAGAGUCCAGCCCCAGCCUCAGUCCCCUGGGCUCUGGUCACGGGUCACCCAGCCUGGCGUCUGACCUCAAUAGCCGGCGCCGCAAGAAGAGGACCAGCAUCGACACCAACAUCCGUGUGGCCCUGGAGAAGAGCUUCCUCCAGCAAAACCAGAAGCCGUCGUCAGACGAGAUCUCCCUGAUAGCAGACCAGCUGAACAUGGAGAAGGAGGUGAUCCGGGUGUGGUUCUGUAACCGCCGGCAGAAGGAGAAGAGGAUCAACCCUCCCAGCAGCUCAGCUUUCCAGAAGUCCAUCUUCUCGUCCCCUACUACUGCCAGCCUGGUGAACACUGUACCCCAGACCACUGUGACUGUCACCCCCUCUCUGCCUGUCACCAGCUUCAGCCUCACAGACAGGACCCUGGUGCCAGCCACCGGCAACACAGCAUCCGUCAUCUCCAGCACCCCUACAGUCCCCUCUAUGUCCCUCACACCCUCCUCCUCCGUGACAACCAUGUCACAGCCAGCCGUUACCAUGACGCAGGCGGGGCAAAUGCUCUACAGCAACGGCGGGGGUCUGGCUGCAAUGGCGGCUGCAGCGGCGGGAAUCAGCCCGGGUCUCAUGCCCUCGUCGCAGUUCAACACAGGGGGGGCCUUACUGAACCUAACUACUGCAGGUUUUGGAGGAGCACUAGCCACCAUCCAAGGUGUGUUGAGUGCUCUGGCCUCCAGCGGGUCCUUCCCCAUCACCACCCUGGACGGGAAUGGGAACCUGCUAUUUGCCAACACCAGCAUGUCUGGCUCCGCCCCCAGCAUGGUGAACACGCCACUCUUCCUGAACCCCCAGAGCCUGUCCUUAUUGGGUAGUAACCCUGUCAGCUUUAUCCCUGCCAGUGCCCUCAGCCUGCAACUCACCGCUGGCACCAACACCAUCACCACGGCAACUACACCAGUCAACACCAUCGUCAGAGCCUCUAAGGCCCAAUGAAUGAACUCGCGGGGCGGGUCGCUCCCCAUUUCUUCCUCUUCAUUGGUCGUUAUUUAAUCUUUGUUCUUUUUGCUACCACCAAAAAGUUGUUGUUGGAAAAAUAUUCUUAAGAUGUUUUCCUCCCUAUCUCUGCCACAAGGGGGCCUAACGGUCCUUUCAAAGAUUGAUUGAGAUUUGGCAAUAGAAUCUCUUUUUCCUCAGAACUGCUUCUAAAACCAAAAAUGUGCGUUUGAUUUUAUUUUGCUGAGUAUUGAAUGAAACUGACUUGGUUUAACUUCUAGAGAGAUCUCAUGAUGAUCUGUGUGUUAGGUUCUCUAAUUUUAAGUUUUACCUGAGGGCGUGUUGUACAGGCCUGGACCGUUGACAUCAGAUUUACAACUAAAGAUUAGAUUUCUCUGCUUUUUUUCCCAUGUGACCUAAAAUGUUCUUUGUGCGGUUAGUUGUGUGCUCUGAUAUUUGCCGUUUGUACAUUUUUCAAAACUUUUAUUAAAAGUUUUGUUGCUUUAACAUGUUUUUCAACAUAGUUCCAACUCUUUAAAAAGAAUCACUAGGCCGUGAGAGAGCCUGGGUGCAGGCUUGCUAUGGAAGUGCUUUACUGCAGUCUCUGGGAAGAGUUACAAACAGCGGACUUCAAGAGAACUUGGAAUGUCCUUUAUCCAACCUUUUAUCCAACCAAAAAAUAUUAUAGAGCUAAGUCUAGUACACUAUUAUCAUCACCCUAGUGUAAUGUAGCGUAGGGAUUUAUCUAAUGGACCUCUCCAGAGCAGGAGAGAUUAAUGCAAUAUUUUGAAGGGGACUUUCCAAAGACUAACAAAGAUGUUUCUCUCUGAUAUUCUCCUCCCUUAUGCCGAGGUCUAUAGAAGACAGGCAGCAUACCAAAAAGAGCGUCUGGAGAAGGUAGGGUAAGGUGUCAGUAGUAUAGUGGGGUUGCAUGGCCCAUACUGAAUCUGCCUUGGAUUACAUGAAUUCAAGAAGGUAUUUACAAGAGUAAUGAUCUUGAAGUAAUUCUCAGGACAGCCAUUUCCCAGUGAGUCACUGCAUGUACAAGUUAAAGGAGAUUGUCCAGGUCUGGCCUUCUCUGAGCUUAUUCUUUCUCGUAAAACCAAAUAUGCUGCCACUAGAGCCCCGGGUACUGCAUUCAGUACUGACUCAACAUAAUAUAUUGAAAUACCUCAGCAGCAAGAAAACAAUAUAGUCAAGCAAAACUGAAACCAUAAAUUCUAAGAAUGUAGAUAUGUUGACCUGUCUUUUUGUUGCUUUGCUGUACGUUUGAAAUGGUGACGACAGCAGAGAAUCAUAUCUUGAUACACAACAUGAGCUGACUCCACAUGCACUGUAACUGCAGUGUCCAGUACUACUGCUAUUAUUAUGUCAUAUAUUCACCCAAAUGGUACUUUAUUCUUGUCUGAUCAUAUAUACCAAAGCAUUAGCGUUCUCAUUUUGUAGCUGGUUUGAUGGGUAGAUCUUCUUUUCUUGGUGGUGUGUGUUUGUUCUGGGGGUUUCCUGCAAAGCCUUAUGGGAAAUGUAGUUGUAUCUCUGCUUGAGUCUUUUUGUUGUGGGUUUGCUCUGCUAUAUUGAGAAGUUUUUGAAAUAUGUAUCCGAGGGCCAUUUUUACUUUACGUCUAGCGCUCGAUAUUCACAUGCAAGUAAUAUAUAUAUACAUGAAAUAUUCCUGUUUUCUAUCUGAACUAGUAGGUUCUUGUAAUUGAAUGUAGUGCAUUAUCUUUAACAUCCUCUGUAGGAUAGAAAUGUUUAAGUGUGACUCUGGACCAAAGUAAACCACAGGGUGUGGACUGAUCUGUUUCUGGCCUGUUGACUUGCAGUUUAAUGAUUUGAUUUGACAACUUUUAAAAUCCAUGAUUUUUUUUGUUUGACCUGGCAACAGAUACACAUACCAAACUGAGGAUAUAAACACAAAGUCCAAAUGCUUGUUUCCAUUAUGGUCCUCUUGUAACUAAGGAAAUGUACUGCGUUCUGUUUUUUACUUUUGUGUUGUGUGAUGUUUUAUCAAAAACAUGUAAAGCCAGAAGUUUUCACAA
Molecule: messenger RNA, 4746 nt
Organism: Oncorhynchus mykiss (rainbow trout)
Lineage: Eukaryota; Metazoa; Chordata; Actinopteri; Salmoniformes; Salmonidae
Product: POU domain, class 2, transcription factor 1
Biological process (GO): regulation of transcription by RNA polymerase II
Molecular function (GO): DNA-binding transcription factor activity, RNA polymerase II-specific; RNA polymerase II cis-regulatory region sequence-specific DNA binding
Source: RefSeq, a predicted model, not a curated record